Messenger RNA from Sycon ciliatum, 1300 nucleotides. RefSeq lists its product as uncharacterized. NCBI's taxonomy places the organism in Eukaryota, Metazoa, Porifera, Calcarea, Leucosolenida, Sycettidae. The coding region runs from base 134 to 829 and encodes 231 amino acids. The record is from RefSeq and is a predicted model, not a curated record. The transcript is spliced from 2 exons.
GCUGGGAGUAGUGAGGCCAUUUUGAAGUGUGGUAGGCCUCCAACGAGUUACGUUCUGCUCGGAAACCAGCUUGAGCGACCCUAGUGUGUUUGAUUAGUUGUAGACACUGAUUAUUAUCUUGAAAGUCUGCGCAAUGAAGGGGCCGUUGCUAUGGACAUUGUGCAAACUGGGCAUGUUGCUGAUUCUAGCCUCGGUGAUCUGUGGCAUGCAAGGGAAAGGUAGCGAAAUUUCCAAAAGGUCGAAUUUCGCAACCACCCGGAAGGCCGCUGCUGUCGAGUCCGGAUUCCGCAAACCGGGACGUCUUCAGCUGUCAGUGACUAGCAGGCGUCGGCGCAGUACGAACUGGCGAGGACAAGUUGCUAGCGCCGAAGCGGCUCGUGUGAAGGCAAUGGCUGCAUCACCCACACCGCACGCACAUCACCAUCAUCCGCAGGGGUGGUAUAAUUCUACGGUGGAUAGGCGGGACGAGAGCAGGCGGCCCAAAAGGAGCCGCGUGCCGGAGCUGACGAUUGCGGGCUGUGCAGUGUUUGCCGUGGUCAUCCUGGCUCUGGCAAUCCUCCUGCUGUCCGUGUGCGAUGUGCGUGUCCACUGCACGCCGUCUGGUUGUUCUGGUCGGACUCGUGAUCUGCUCAGCGCGCUGCAGAGUAGCGUGCAGAAUUCCCUGAACAUGCGCGGGACUGUGCCGUAUCGGCCCCACGGGGAACCGAUGCCAACACCUCGGGAUGAUGGCGAUGAUGGCGAGGAAAUCAUCAUGAUCGAGCGGUACAAGGUGGGCGGACAGAUGGAUCAGGAUAGCAAAGAUUCUUUGCCGACCUACCCAGCCAUGUAGGAACUUCAUGUUUAACCGUCGACGAAAGCUUGCCAGUGGAGCCCCAACACUUGUCCGUUGAGUUCAAUCGUUCACUUGUUGCGCUUGCGUUUGAAGGCUUGGUUUAUAUGGUGUAUGCCGUGGGCUUCGGACUCUGUGUUGCUGCUGUAUUUCAAACAAUUAUUGAUCAUUUCGCAAUUGAACGUGACUUCAUUUCGCCUGAAAAGCCUGCAUACUUUAAUGUCGAGUCAACAUGAUAGAACACGUGACUGAUCUAUUGCUUCAUGGUGAGUCAAAGCUACCCUUUACGUCGAUGUAUCUAACCUUGACAAGAAUAACCAAGAAAGUCAACAUUAAACGUUUACAUGUGUUUAAUAGCUGUAGUUUGUCCAACACGAAUACAAUCAUGUCGCUAUAUUAAAGCAAGAUACAUGUAUUGCUGAGUAGAAGGUGCAGCCGUUAGCACAAUACUAACUGACGUGGUACUGACGU